UCUGCUGGAGCCCGCGGGGGCGCCAGCCUGGAACGCCGCUCCGGAGUCGGCCCGAGGCAGAGGCUCUUCCCGGCGGGAAAACCCUGAGGAGAGAUUUUUUUCUUUUUAAACAUUAAGUAAUUUGAGGAUGAUGGGGAAAUACGACUAAAGCCCAUUUCCCGUGAUUGUGUAACCGGAAAACUCAAAAUCUGUGGAUAAAUUCAUGAGAUAAGAACAAGGAUGGCAUCUAAGAUAAAUACUGGUUUCACUGUGAUUCCCAGCCAGAAAUAUAGACGUAGCAAUCGUCAUUCCAGCGACUUUUCCAACACUCUUGAUUCAGAGGCUCAGCCCUUAUCAACACUUGGAAGUUUUAAAGCCUUGCCGUUGGAAGUAUUUCAAAUAAUUUUGAAAUAUUUGUCAGUGAAGGAUAUCAGCAUGUUAAGUAUGGUGUCCAAAACAGUGAGCCAGAACAUUAUUAAUUACAUCUCAACUUCAUCAGGAAGCAAAAGACUUUUGCUACAGGACUUUCAUACUCUUGAGCUACAUGGCAGGAGACAGAACUUUGGUAUCCUGGAGCACUACCGAUCUCUAGGUCUACUGUUUAAAAGAUGUACGUUGCUGUUACCUACCAAGGAAAGACUAAAGUACAUUCACAAGAUACUCACGGAAAUUCCCUGUUUUAAAUUCAAUGGCUGUGCAGCUCCCAUACAAUGUUUAGGAUUAUCGUGCUAUGGCAUGUUUUUACAGACCUUGACAGCAGGUUGGGAUGACCUUGAAUGCCAUCGUGUGUAUAACUUCUUGUGUGAGCUGACUAAUCUGUCUCGUAAGAUGCAGGCUGUUGUUUGCAACAAACCAGGAAGUUCCCGAAAACUGGAGUUAAGGAUCCGACUGUUCUGUAGGAACGUUCUGCUUGAUCACUGGUCACAGCGAAGUGAUUCGGCUUUUUGGUUGACACGAAUAUUAAAACCAUGGCCAAUGGUGAAUCAGGCAAGAUUGCUGUAUAUCAUCUUUGGGCCAAUAUCUCCUCAAGAUGUGGUUCCCCGUGAGUGGCUUCUAGAGAAUAAUGCACGACUUCUAAUCCUGAGUGGGAACAGCAUCUGCUUCACUUUCAUGGCUAGUAAAGCUGUCAAUGGACGGGCCACUGAACUGGCGAGACUUGUAGUCUUUUUGGCUUUGGUGUGUGAGAAAGAACUAUACUGCAUGGAUUGGGCAGUGAAAAUGAUGCAAAAAGUCUGUAAAGUCUUUAACACUCCAAUAGAAAGAAAUAACUUCCUGCAGAGUGUGGCCAAUGCGUUUGCAUGUGUUAUAAUGGAAAUGCUACAAUCAAUUAUGUCUGGAGACCGUGAUGAAGACGACAGAAGCUUUUUGAAUUUGUUCCAUCUUGUGCAUGCUCAGGCUAACUUCCAUAAGGAGGUCCUGUAUUUGACCAUGGGUUCUGUGUCUUCCUAAAUACUCGGACAGCUUUUCCUUUAGAGGGCAUCUCACUGAACAAUUAGAAGAUGGCUACUUUUUCACAUCUGAAGAACAGCAGCCAUGGGACUUAUCCUCGUCUAAAUAACCUAAGAAAAUAGCAUAGAAUUUUAGAAGCAACUACUUAUUCCUAUUGUAUUAUAAAAAAUAAUAAACAAACCAAGAAUGUAGUGAGAUUUCUCUAAACAAGCGCGGCCUCUGUAGGUUUCAGCAAACCCAACACCAAACCAAAAUGGAAUUUUAACUGUCCCAGAUUCUGGAUCCAGCCCAAGCUGUGUGUCUUGGAAGGUAAUGGAAGCAAGAGAAAAUUCUGUUUUGUAGUUAGAGCAGAUCCAAUUCACUAAAUAGCAUGUUUCUGUUCAUUUUGCUUAGGUUGUAUAGACUUUGCCCAGAAUAUUUUGUAAAGAUUUGCAAUAUGAUGUUUUGUAAUAUACAGAAUAUAAACCACAUUCUUCACCACCUUCUUGGCUUAUGAUUAUAAACGUCAUUAUAUUCGUGCAUGUUUUGUAUAAACUAAUGAAUUUUUUAUAGAAGUUCAAAGGAAGAACAUGUAUGUGUGUGUUUAUACAUAUACCUAUGUGGGAGUAUAUUUGUGUAAACUACAGACACACACACACAUACACACAGGAUUAUUUCAAACAGUUUGUGGAAAUUUAGAGCUGAAAGUUACAUGUGACCUCCAUUGUGGCACAGCAGGUUAAGCCGCUGCCUGCAAUGCCAGCAUCCCAUAUGAGCUCCAGUUUGAGUCCAGGCUGCUCCGUUUCCAAUCCAGCUCCUUGCUAAUGCACCUGGGAAAACAGCUGAAGAUGGCCCAAGUGCUGGGACCUCUGCUACUCAUGUGGGAGACCAGGAUGGAGUUUGGGCUCCUGGCUUCAGCCUGGCC
Molecule: messenger RNA, 2332 nt
Organism: Oryctolagus cuniculus (rabbit)
Lineage: Eukaryota; Metazoa; Chordata; Mammalia; Lagomorpha; Leporidae
Gene: FBXO47
Product: F-box protein 47
Molecular function (GO): protein binding
Source: RefSeq, a predicted model, not a curated record